Molecule: messenger RNA, 792 nt
Organism: Pyricularia pennisetigena
Lineage: Eukaryota; Fungi; Ascomycota; Sordariomycetes; Magnaporthales; Pyriculariaceae
Exons: 2
Coding region: 1-792 (263 amino acids)
Source: RefSeq, a predicted model, not a curated record
AUGGACCGGCUCCGAUCAGUGGCUGCCGAAGCAGCUCGGCCGUCUCACGACACCGAGGCAACCGUCGUCGUCCCGCAAGACGUCGAAGGCCAGCCAGCGCUGCCAGAAGACGCAGUAGGAUCGGGCCAAAAGACGUACGACCACGUCCGGCCAGCGCAGAGGCCGACUGCCCACCAGAUCUUCUACAUCCUGGGCAUGCACGGCAUCGGCGCAAUGCUGAUAUCAGGCGGCAUCAAUUUUGGAAUCGCAUACGCCAUGUACGCCAACCAAGAUCCCGAUACCCACCCAAUCAGGGUCUGGCAGUUCCCCAACACCCUCGCCGGCGACACGGCCGUGACCAUCAUCAUCCAGUGUCUGGUGACGUGGUUCAUCGAGAGCGCCAUCCUGAAGGCGGACCUCCGUGGCAACAAGGUCGAGCCCCUCAGGCUCCAGGCUCUGCCUCGGCCCAAGUCCCGCAUUCUGCGCUGGCUGUUCCUCCUCGACGACGACCGGUCCGCCGCCCACUGCACGGGCAACGGAUCCAGGGGCUUCGUCGCCUUUGUCGUCGCCCAGGCCCUCAGGGCCCUCCUGCUGGCCGUGCCCAGCGUCCUGCUCCUGUGGCCGCCGUCGGUCGGCGCCCUGCUGUCGCUCGGCUCGACCCGGUACGGGAACGAUCCGGUUUUCGACCCGAAGUGGGGGCCCGAGAUCUUCAAGGGUGUUCUGGGCGGCGUCUUGGGUCUCUUGACUACGCCUCUCAAUGCGAUUUUCUGGUUGGUUAGAGCUGCUUGGGGCGAGACGGCGGAAAUAAUAUGA